UGGUUACUGAUCUCUUCUUCUUAGCUUCACCAUCAUUAAAUUAUAUAUAUAUAUACUUUUUAUUUAUAUUAUGUGUAAAAUUCGGUUUUUUGUGUUAGUAAACGACAGAACCCGGCAUCUCUUACAAUUUUCCUCCCUUCUCAGAUCCAAUCCUUUUUCUGUCUCCCAACCUGUUUGGUGAGACUUGGGGUUAAUGGACUGGAGCUUUAGCAUGGAUAAUAAUUGGUACCUUGAAUGCUUUUCUGGGACUUGGCUAGUUUAUAUCUCUAGGUUUAGACUGCUAUGAAUUCGAUAAGUAGCUAAGAGUCUCCUAUCAGUUGAAUUGGUUCAGUUUUGUUUGAAGUUAGGAGCUUUUGAUUAGAUUUUCUUUUUAGAUUGGUUUCAUAGUUGGGAGUUUGUUGGCUUUGUUUUAUGGAAAAUUUCUGUCAACGCUGAAGUGUAAGAUUCGCGGUGAUUGGCGUAAAUGGGUGGGCUUUGCUCGAGGAGAUCCACUGUAGAUAAUGCUCCCAGUGGAGGCUUUCCCAAUGUGAAUGGCCAUUUUGGUCGAGGGUCUGGAGGGGUUGUUCAGACCCGGGAACUGCCCGCGAAGAUAAACACCAUUCCGGCUCCUCCUGCUGAGGACAGUGCAGACAAUGCAGGCAUGGAGUUAAAAGAGCCCUUUUCAUUUCCAGAGAUCAGUACGGGUCCAUAUGGUAUGAAUCCAGAUGACAUUAUCAAUGAUGGGAUUCCUCGUUUGCCGAGGGUGCUAUCUAAUAAAUCUAGAUCAACCAAGUCUAAGCAGGUUGCUGUUGUGAAGGUUUCCGAGGUUAGCUCUCUUUUAGGUAGAGCCGGUACUGCUGGGUUUGGAAAGGCGGUGGAUGUUCUGGACACCCUUGGUAGUAGCAUGACGAGUUUGAACCUUGGCAGUGGCUUUACCUCGGGGGUAACGACGAAAGGGAAUAAAAUAUCAAUUCUAUCUUUUGAAGUUGCAAAUACUAUUGUUAAAGGUGCCAAUCUGAUGCAGUCGCUUUCUAAGGAGAAUAUUAGACAUUUAAAAGAGGUGGUCCUUCGGUCAGAAGGAGUACAGAAUUUAAUAUCACGAGAUAUGGAUGAACUCCUGAGAAUUGCAGCUGCUGAUAAGAGGGAUGAGUUAAAAGUUUUUUCCGGAGAGGUGGUACGUUUUGGGAACCGUUGUAAAGACCCUCAAUGGCACAAUUUGGAUCGUUAUUUUGAAAAGUUGGGUUCGGAACUUACACUUGAAAAGCAAUUGAAGGAAGAAGCAGAGCCAAUAAUGCAACAGCUGAUGAGUUUUGUUCAUUAUACAGCCGAAUUAUAUCAUGAGUUGCAUGCCUUGGACAGAUUUGAUCAAGAUUAUCGACGUAAGCUUCAGGAAGAGGAUAGUUCAAAUGCUGCUCAAAGGGGAGACAACCUUGCAAUAUUGAGAGCAGAGUUAAAGAGUCAAAAGAAGCAUGUGAAAAAUUUGAAGAAAAAAUCCCUUUGGUCUAGGAUUUUGGAACAGGUCAUGGAGAAGCUUGUAGAUAUUGUUCAUUUCUUGCACUUGGAGAUUCACGAGGCAUUUGGUACUGCUGAUGGUGAUAAAUCGGUUAAAGGUUCUGUCAACAGUCAUAAGAAGUUGGGAACGGGCGGUCUUGCUUUACAUUAUGCUAAUAUCAUCACCCAAAUUGAUACUCUUGUGUCUCGAUCAAAUUCUGUGCCCCCUAAUACAAGGGAUUCUUUAUACCAAGGGCUGCCACCUACUAUAAAGUCCGCUCUGCGGUUCAGACUGCAGUCCUUUCAGUUAAAGGAAGAGCUAACUGUCCCACAGAUCAAAGCCGAAAUGGAGAAAACAUUGCAGUGGCUUGUUCCGAUUGCCACAAAUACAACCAAAGCUCAUCACGGGUUUGGCUGGGUCGGAGAAUGGGCGAACACCGGGUCAGAGAUGAACCGUAAACCAGCUGGCCAGACUGACUUGCUGAGAAUCGAGACGCUACACCACGCGGACAAGGACAAAACCGAAGCUUAUAUCCUUGAUCUGGUAGUGUGGCUCCACCAUCUUAUUACCCAAGUAAGGGCCAGUAAUGGUGGAAUAAGAUCCCCUGUUAAGUCUCCAAUUAGGUCCCUGAACCAGAAGACGAUUCAACUAUCGACUCACAAGCAGUCCCCGUCGUCUAUGUUGACUGUCGAAGAUCAAGAGAUGCUUCGAGACGUGUGUAAGAGGAAAAAAACACCUGGAAUAAGUAAGAGCCAGGAAUUUGACACUGCAAACACUAGGUCAGUCAAGCACCAUAGGUUGAGUAAAAGCAGUAGCCACUCUCCAACAAGUCAAGCAAAGAAAGACUCCUUCCCUAUCCGGAGACUGUCAUCGGUUCCUUUCAUCGACUUUGAUAUUAAUCGAAUCAAGGCAUUGGAUGUCAUCGAUCGAGUGGACACACUUCGAAGUCUGUAACUAUAUGUUGAAUUUGUGAUUCAUAGGCAAAGAGGACUUUUGCUUUUGCUCAUGUAGAAGUCCAUCUGCUGCAAUUUUACGUGUUGGGUGCGAAACCGUUUUGCAGUUGGCGAUAUUUUUGGCGAGUUUACGAAGCAGAUGCCGAGUGAUACAAGCUGUUCUUUUUCUUACGAGUGAAAAGUGUAGGGAGUGAUGAAUGUAUUCGUUUAAGGAAGAAUUUAAACUGUUUUCAAGCCAAUAGUUCUCUCCUUGGUUCUAUAUGUACAGAAUAUUUCACCAUUUCAUAAUAAUUAUAAAUCUCUGCUCCUCUUUUUGGUAU
Molecule: messenger RNA, 2744 nt
Organism: Hibiscus syriacus
Lineage: Eukaryota; Viridiplantae; Streptophyta; Magnoliopsida; Malvales; Malvaceae
Product: protein PSK SIMULATOR 1-like
Exons: 13
Coding region: 464-2425 (653 amino acids)
Biological process (GO): positive regulation of growth
Source: RefSeq, a predicted model, not a curated record